AUGGCUAGACUCCUUCCUCUGGAGAUUCUAGUCCUGAUCGCGAGCUAUGCGGUGACCCCGGAGCUGCUCAAUCUAUCUCUAACAUGUAGGGAGCUUCGAGAUAUCGCAAUCCCUUACAUCUGGGAGCAUCUCAUCGUGGAACAAGAAGAUGGCGUCAUCACGUGGUCCCCAGGCGGCACUUCACUCCCUACUACUCAUCUCCAUCACGUCAAGCAAUUUGACAUGGUGUGUAUGAAUACAGAUUUCAUGUCAAGUGCUGAGCGGACCGAGUUUGGUCAGACACUAAAGCUGUGUUUUGAGCGCAUGACCAAUGUUGAAAAACUAAAAUACGAUUCCUUCCGACAACGCUUCCCGAUUAGUAUUCAAUACUGA
Cadophora gregata is the source of this 372-nucleotide messenger RNA. RefSeq lists its product as uncharacterized. The transcript is spliced from 2 exons. Lineage: Eukaryota; Fungi; Ascomycota; Leotiomycetes; Helotiales; Ploettnerulaceae. The coding region runs from base 1 to 372 and encodes 123 amino acids. The record is from RefSeq and is a predicted model, not a curated record. Gene Ontology annotation, molecular function: protein binding.